CUGAUUAGAGAAGGGACCGGAAGUGUUGCCGUGCUCAAGUGUGAAAGUAGCGGAGUGAUGAAUUUAUUUGCUUGUUAAACGUCUUGUUUAGUUUAUUACAGUAAACAUGGCGGCGAAACGUAAAGCGGACGCGACGGUUCCUGCGGAGGAGAGCGACCAGCUGCUGAUCCGCCCGCUAGGAGCCGGUCAGGAAGUUGGACGAUCCUGCAUAAUUCUGGAGUUCAAAGGCAGAAAAAUCAUGCUGGACUGCGGGAUCCAUCCUGGUCUGGAGGGGAUGGACGCUCUGCCCUACAUCGACCUGAUCGACCCUGCUGAGAUCGACCUGCUGCUAAUCAGCCACUUCCACCUGGACCACUGCGGAGCGCUUCCCUGGUUCCUGCAGAAGACCAGCUUUAAGGGACGUACUUUCAUGACACACGCCACCAAGGCCAUCUACCGCUGGCUGCUGUCCGACUACGUCAAAGUCAGUAACAUCUCAGCAGACGACAUGCUGUACACCGAGACGGACCUGGAGGACAGCAUGGAGAAGAUCGAAACCAUCAACUUCCAUGAGGUGAAAGAAGUGGCAGGCAUCAAGUUCUGGUGUUACCACGCCGGCCACGUUCUGGGCGCCGCCAUGUUCAUGAUCGAGAUCGCCGGCGUCAAGCUGCUGUACACCGGAGACUUCUCCCGGCAGGAGGACAGACACCUGAUGGCGGCGGAGAUCCCCAGCGUGAAGCCAGAUAUCCUCAUCACAGAGUCGACGUACGGGACCCACAUCCAUGAGAAACGGGAGGAGAGAGAGGCCCGCUUCUGCAACACGGUGCACGACAUCGUGAACCGCGAGGGCCGCUGCCUGAUCCCCGUGUUCGCCUUGGGACGAGCCCAAGAGCUGCUGCUCAUCCUGGAUGAGUACUGGCAGAACCACCCGGAGCUCCACGACAUUCCCAUCUACUACGCCUCGUCUCUGGCCAGGAAGUGCAUGGCCGUCUACCAGACCUACAUCAACGCCAUGAACGACAAGAUCCGCAAGGCCAUCAACGUCAACAACCCCUUCGUCUUCAAGCACAUCAGCAACCUGAAGAGCAUGGAUCAUUUUGACGACAUCGGCCCCAGCGUGGUGAUGGCGUCGCCUGGCAUGAUGCAGAGCGGACUCUCCAGAGAGCUGUUUGAGAGCUGGUGCACCGACAGGAGGAACGGCGUCAUCAUCGCCGGGUACUGCGUGGAGGGAACGCUGGCCAAGCACAUCAUGACUGAACCUGAGGAGAUCACCACCAUGUCGGGUCAGAAGCUUCCUCUGAAGAUGUCUGUGGACUACAUCUCCUUCUCGGCUCACACCGACUACCAGCAGACCAGCGAGUUCAUCAGAGCUCUCAAACCUCCCCACGUGAUUCUGGUCCACGGCGAGCAGAACGAGAUGGCCCGCCUGAAGGCGGCUCUGAUCCGGGAGUACGAGGACAAUGACGAGGUCCACAUCGAGGUCCACAACCCGAGGAACACCGAGGCCGUAACGCUCACCUUCAGAGGAGAGAAGCUGGCGAAGGUGAUGGGCGCGCUCGCAGACAAGAAGUGCGCUCAGGGCCAGAGGGUCUCUGGGAUCCUGGUCAAGAGGAACUUUAACUACCACAUCAUGACCCCAACUGACCUCUCCAACUACACGGAUCUGUCCGUCGGCAUGGUGACCCAGACUCAGGCCAUCCCGUUCACCGGACCCAUCUCCCUGCUGGUGAGCCAGCUGAGGAACCUGGCAGGUGAUGUGCACCAGGUGGAGAAGGCAGAGAAAAUCACAGUGAAGAUCUUUGAAAGCAUCACGCUGGUUCAUGAAGCCGGCAUGGUGCUGCUGGAGUGGGUCGCCAACCCGCUCAACGACAUGUACGCAGACGCCGUCGCCACUGUGGUUCUGGAGGUCCAGUCCAAUCCCAGCGCCCAGAAGUUCCUGGACAGGAAGGAGGCCUUCGACAUGGAGGUGUUUGUGGAGCGUCUGGAGCUCAUGAUGCAUGACAUGUUCGGGGACGACUGCGUGAAUUUCAAAGACAGCAGGAAUUUGUUUGUGACGGUGGACGGCGCCACGGCAACAAUCGACCCGGAGACGAGAGCGGUGACGUGUCUGGACGACGAGCCUCUGAGGGAAAUGAUUGAAGUCGCCGUCCAACGACUCUUUGAGGCCCUCACGCCCGUCUUCUGACAGGCCACGCCCCCUUAUCCCAGCAGAUUAUUUUUUUUACAACACAGCUGUUGUCAGAUGUCCGUAACGAUUGUUUUUGUACAAAAUAAAACAAAUUUUGCGAGAUUUC
This is a messenger RNA of Poecilia reticulata (guppy), 2273 nucleotides long. RefSeq names its product cleavage and polyadenylation specific factor 3 (gene cpsf3). Gene Ontology annotation, biological process: mRNA 3'-end processing by stem-loop binding and cleavage. Gene Ontology annotation, molecular function: RNA endonuclease activity; 5'-3' RNA exonuclease activity; RNA binding. Gene Ontology annotation, cellular component: mRNA cleavage and polyadenylation specificity factor complex. Lineage: Eukaryota; Metazoa; Chordata; Actinopteri; Cyprinodontiformes; Poeciliidae. The record is from RefSeq and is a predicted model, not a curated record.